Messenger RNA from Anolis sagrei ordinatus, 1516 nucleotides. RefSeq names its product serine protease 27-like. Gene Ontology annotation, molecular function: serine-type endopeptidase activity. Lineage: Eukaryota; Metazoa; Chordata; Lepidosauria; Squamata; Anolidae. The record is from RefSeq and is a predicted model, not a curated record. Gene Ontology annotation, biological process: proteolysis.
UAUCAGUCCUGCCAGUGCCAAACAGUGUCUUGCCAUAUCAAGGAAGCCAGCAUUCUCUUUUUUUGCUUUCCAAGUCGGCUGGCAUCAGGGCAGAUUAAUUCAGGGCAGCCGGGACUAUGCUGACUUUCUUUUGUGCUCCGAUUGUGCUGUUUCUCCUAUUGAUAAGAGGUGCUGAAAAUAGUUCUGCUCAAACAGUCUGUGGCCAACCCCAAGUGGCCUCUGCUCGGAUCAUUGGGGGCAGUAAAGCCAAAGUAGGGGCAUGGCCGUGGCAAGUUAGCCUGCGGAAAAACAGAGAACAUUUAUGUGGUGGGAGCUUGAUUUCAAACCAGUGGGUGGUAACCGCUGCUCAUUGCUUUGAAGGGCCACUGAAUCCAGCUGAGUACAAAGCAAAUCUAGGAGAAUAUGAACUUCCCAGACCAUUUGCCAGUAUGGUCUCAGCCUCCAUCAGCCAAAUCAUAGUGCACCCGUAUUAUGCUGGAUCCGGUCUUAGUGCUGACAUUGCCCUGAUGAAGCUGGAAGAGCCUGUUCAGUUUUCCCAAACAAUAAUGCCAAUCUGCCUUCCAAAUUCUUCAGACUCCGACCGUUUUUCUUCAGGGAUGACCUGCUCUACUACCGGCUGGGGAGUCUUCAUUGAAGGACAGGAACUUGUAGCUCGCACACUGCAGGAGACUGAGAUACAGAUUGUAGAUAUUGAGGAGUGUAAUGAAAAAUUCCAGAAUCAAUCAAGCCCAUUUGCUGUUCCAGAGAACUACACCCUGAUUUAUAAAGACAUGAUUUGUGCUGGGGAUCCCGAAGGAAAGAAGGACACUUGUCAGGGUGACUCAGGGGGACCUUUAUCUUGCAAACUGGAUAACACAUGGUUCUUGGCUGGAGUAACAAGUUUUGGGGCUGGAUGUGGGAACCCCUUUCAACCUGGUGUCUACACACGCACCUCCUCUUUCAUGGAUUGGAUUCAGGAUACUGUGGCACAGAACGCAGCCCCCUGGAGUCAUGCCAGUUGCGCUACAUUCUUCCUUUUGCCCCUUCUGUUGAUCCUGAGCAACACUCUUGUGUGACUCACCCUGCCUUCAUAAGAAAGUUGGUUGAGCCUCUGUAUUUUCCAAAGAGGGACCACUUUUGGCAUUUGACACCUGGAUGUGAAAGCUUGGUCACCUUCUGAAGGACUUUUGACGUGCUAUCUCGAUUAUGAACAUUUGCAUCCCCUCACCAAAUCUGCAUAUUUUGUGUGACAUUUUCACUAAUAUACACAGCUGACAAUUGAUCAUAACAUACUACUUUAUUACAGAAGAGAAUGAAUCCACUUUAAUCUGGUUUCUGCCUCCUGCAGAAUUCUGGGGUUUGUAGUUUACUGAGGCUGUUAAAGGCUCUUCCCUAAACUAUAAACCCCAGAAUUCUUCAGGUGCCAGCAACCGGAUUUGAAGCAUGUUUAGCCUGAAGAAGAGAAGGCUGAGAGGAGAUAUGAUAGCCAUGAAUAAAUAUGUGAGAGGAAGUCACAGGGAGGAGGGAGCAAGCUUGU